Messenger RNA from Paramisgurnus dabryanus, 2718 nucleotides. It is a transcript of the gene pcyt2, whose product is annotated as phosphate cytidylyltransferase 2, ethanolamine. Gene Ontology annotation, biological process: phosphatidylethanolamine biosynthetic process. Gene Ontology annotation, cellular component: cytoplasm. The record is from RefSeq and is a predicted model, not a curated record. Lineage: Eukaryota; Metazoa; Chordata; Actinopteri; Cypriniformes; Cobitidae. Gene Ontology annotation, molecular function: ethanolamine-phosphate cytidylyltransferase activity.
GGCGUGUGGUCUACGCGUUGCGUCAUCAACAUCGCGCACAUUCUCUUUGCAUCUGCGAAGAAGGGCGUUUUGACUUUACCGGGUUUCCGCACCGGCUCUGUGUGUUACAGUCGCUUUUAACCGACAGUUUUUACGCGUAAAACAUGAUUAGAAACGGAAACCACGCAGAGGAGGAGAACAGCGGGGAGUCGGGCUCCUCCAACCAGGAGGCGUUAGCCCGCAGCCCGGAGAAGAGGAAACGGUUGAUCCGGGUGUGGUGUGACGGAUGCUAUGACAUGGUACACUACGGUCACUCUAACCAAUUGAGACAGGCCAAAGCAAUGGGAGAUUAUCUGGUAGUGGGAGUCCAUAAAGAUGAGGAAAUAGCCAAACACAAAGGCCCUCCGGUCUUCACUGAGGCUGAGCGUUAUAAAAUGAUACGGGCCAUAAAGUGGGUGGACGAGAUCGUGGAAGGAGCGCCGUACGUCACCACGCUCGAGACGCUGGACAAGUACAACUGUGAUUUCUGCGUGCACGGAGAUGACAUCACCUUGACCGUGGACGGGAAGGACACUUACGACGAGGUGAAGAGAAUGGGCAGAUACAGGGAAUGUAAGCGCACAUUGGGAGUGUCCACGACGGAUCUGGUGGGCCGAAUGCUUUUGUUGACAAAGGCGCACCACAGUAACAUAGAUAAUACAGCAUACCAGCUCCACACGGAUAACUUUGGAAAGGGUCCUAAAGGUCACAGCCCAUGGACCGGCGUCUCUCAAUUUCUGCAGACGUCGCAGAAAAUCAUCCAGUUUGCCUCGGGAAAAGAGCCACAGCCUGGAGACACGAUUAUAUAUGUGGCAGGAGCGUUUGACCUCUUUCACAUUGGUCACGUGGAUUUCCUAGAGACCGUUCACAAACAGGCAGAGAGACCUUACGUCAUUGUUGGGCUGCACUUUGAUCAGGAAGUGAACCGCUACAAGAGGAAGAACUAUCCAAUCAUGAAUAUUCAUGAGAGAACUUUGAGCGUGCUUGCCUGCAGAUAUGUUUCAGAGGUGGUGAUCGGAGCCCCCUACGCAGUAGGCAAAGAUCUCCUUGAUCAUUUUAAGGUGGAUCUGGUGUGCCACGGGAAAACAGACGUGUUUCCAGAUACAGACGGGAGUGACCCCUAUGCCGAGCCGAAGAAGAAAGGGAUUUUCCGCAUCUUGGAUAGCGGCAACAACCUGACCACUGAUGAUAUCGUGCAGAGAAUCAUCGACAACAGAUUGCAAUACGAGGCCAGGAACCAGAAGAAGGAAGCUAAAGAGAUAGCCGUGUUCGAGGCUUUGAAGCAUAAAGAAGAUCCGGAGAAGACUGAAUCGGCUCAGAUAAAUAAUUAACUGUACCAACCUCUCCUUAACAAAUUCAAUUAAUCUCCGUCUUGAAAUGGAAACUGUUCCCUCAGUGCGCCGGUGAAAAUGAUUUAACAUCUCAAUUUAACAAUUUAAUGACUCAAUUUAACGAACAAAGCUUAAAUGCAUGCUACAUUUGAACGAACAAGGCGGCGGAAGAUAUACCUGCGUUUACUUCAUCAUAUGACAAAAGCACUUAACUGUGCACCGAGAGAUUUUAUGGUACUUAUUAAAUAGGUCAGAUAACUUUCUCGGGUGAAACUAGUAGAUCCGUCUAUGAAGGUGACGAGAAAGUUUCAUUUCAACGUUUAUUUUGUCAUUCAGUAUCCAUACGCACAAAUAUCCGUAGAUUAGCCGUCUGCGGAGAAAUGUGAUUUGAAGGAAUGCUUUUUUUAAAAGUGUCAUUAACCUUAGUAUGCAUACUUGAAAUAGAUAAAAGCGUUUUGGGAUAUUGUUUGGAAAUUUUAGAAACACUAGAAAUUUAUUUUAUGUUUUUUUCUGGUGUUUGAAUCCUACGAAAACAUAUGCAGGUCACGUUUUACCCCAAUUUUAAAAAAAAGAAAUAUUGCAUGAAUACUGCAUUUUAAAUGAUCAAAGAAGUUUUUAUUUUUGCUAAAUAUAAUUUAUUAUUCUUUCCUAGUGAUUAUUGAGUAAAAUAUGACCUUUAUGUGUUUUUUACAGGCUUGUGAGAAUUAUCCCAGGUAUUUUAUUUUCUACAGGUGCUGUUGUAGAAAUGGGACCUUGAUCUGUUUAUCGUGGAGCAAAUUGACUCGCAGUUUAAAAAAAAGUUGCAUUCACAUGUCGCCCUUUUUUUACUUUUAUGGUCUUUUAUCCGCCUUUUUUCCCAUACGCUACGUCCGCCCAAGCGAAUCGUAAAGUCACGCGAUCUUCGAAGUCACGAUCAUAACGUAGAUUGACCUCAGGCCAGAGAUGUCACUACGACCGUCACUGCUAGUUCACACUUUAUUUUAACAAGCAACAUAAAUAUUCUUUGUGUUCGUCACCGUGACCCCAGCUGUCAAACUUUUAUGUACUUUUAUCUUGUUUUUAAGCAGUUUGAUGCUUCUUGUGCUUUUAAUCAAUAUGCACGUUGUUGCAACAGUAGCAUAUUUUUGUUUUUAACAUCGAAUUGCUGUGAAGAAAAAUACAUAUGUAACACUAAUUUAAUGUUGUAAAUGUGAGCAGAAAUGUUAAGUGACCAAUUCUGAACCUACCUGUGAGACGCUGAAUGUUGUUUGUGUCCUUAGACGAUGUUUUUAAUUUCACUGAUCUCAUCGUAAACUGUUAAUGUAUGCCAUAAAAAAAAUGUAUUGCAGAGAAGAUUGCAGUUUUUUGCAAUAAAACAGUUUCAAAACAA